Vitis vinifera (wine grape) is the source of this 1405-nucleotide messenger RNA. Its product is annotated as probable membrane-associated kinase regulator 4. The coding region runs from base 22 to 1194 and encodes 390 amino acids. Gene Ontology annotation, cellular component: plasma membrane. The record is from RefSeq and is a predicted model, not a curated record. Gene Ontology annotation, molecular function: kinase inhibitor activity. Lineage: Eukaryota; Viridiplantae; Streptophyta; Magnoliopsida; Vitales; Vitaceae. The transcript has a single exon.
AGCAUCGCCACUUCUUAAAGGAUGGUCUUCCCUUCCUCCCCUCUUCACAGAGCUCAGCUCCCCAUAAGCUACUCCAGAGAGAGAGUGUGUGAGAGAGAGAUAUCAGAAAUGGCCAUAGACUUUCAUUUAUGUGAUGAUGCAGAUGAAGACUACAUAGACAUGGAAGUCAGUUCAUACUCCAACUUCCUCUGUCACUCCAUUAGCUCUCCUCCACACCCCAGAGAGUUUGAGUUCCACAUGUCAUCAAGCUCUCUUGAGAGAGAAAUCACAACUUCCCCAGCUGAUGAGCUCUUCUACAAAGGGAAGCUCCUUCCUCUUCACCUUCCUCCACGCUUGCAAAUGGUGGAAACACUCCUCCAGAACUCCAACUCUGCUUUCCAUGACAACACUGAUACCUUCAGAGACUUCUAUAGCACUCCAUUAACCACCACUGCCACCACACCGACUACAACCAGCACCCCAUUCGAAUCCUGUAAUAUCUCACCUUCAGAAUCUUGCCGGGUUAGUGGAGAACUCAAUCCAGAUGAGUAUUUCUUGGAGUACUCAACUGAUAUGAGCAGUUUCAUCAGUGACAACCCAAAAAAGUCCUGGAUGAAAAAGUUUAAGCUCAUCAAGCAGUCCUCCUUCGGUCUGAAGUUGAAGGCUUCCCGGGCUUAUCUCAAGUCCUUGUUUGGUAAACCCGGCUGCUCAGAUGAGUCCUGUGUGGCACCUGCAAGGACGGUAGAUGAAGCUUCAGGUUCAAAAUCCAAGGAGUCCUUAAGUAAGUACAUGAAGGCAAAGAAAAACCCAUUUGGACUUCAGAAGGACAGUUACCAGAUGUCAACUAGUGACACAAGGAGCUCUAACAAAGAAAAGAUCAAUGAGGAUGGGGGUCACCAUAGAAGGUCAUUCUCAGGAGCUUUCAAACGGCAUUUAAUAACCAAGUCUUCAUCUUCUUUAUCUUCAUCUGGAUCUUCUUCGUCCUCAAGCUCAAGUAAUGCAAAUGGGUCUCAUGAGUUCCAGUUUCUCAAGAGAAGUAGCAGCGCAAACUCAGAGUUUGAGUGCUCAAUUCAGGGAGCAAUCGCUCAUUGCAAACAGUCUCAGCAGCUGUUCCGAUCAAGAAAGACUGUUAGUGAAGUUGGGUUUUGCACAUUGUCAGCUUCCAGGAUUGCAGUUUGUGAUGACCAAGAAAGACCAGUUCUUUGCCGAGGCUGAAGAGAAGAGAGACGGAGAGAGAGAGGACAACAAGGACAAAGUACGAAGUUUGAUUGGUAUAUUGUGUUCCUUUUUUAUCCUUUCAAAAUUUUGAUGAUUAGCAUGCUCUGAUUCAGUACAAGAUCAGAACUAUGCAUGGCUCUCCUGUACUCUGAUAGACCUGUUCAUCAUGUGAAAGUUUCAUGAAAAUGCAGAAUAAAAUUCUCUCUUA